Messenger RNA from Pistacia vera, 1174 nucleotides. Its product is annotated as probable E3 ubiquitin-protein ligase RHB1A. Lineage: Eukaryota; Viridiplantae; Streptophyta; Magnoliopsida; Sapindales; Anacardiaceae. Gene Ontology annotation, molecular function: ubiquitin-protein transferase activity. The record is from RefSeq and is a predicted model, not a curated record. The transcript is spliced from 5 exons. Bases 184 to 753 code for a protein of 189 amino acids.
AAUAAUAAUAAAACCGCAAAUAAAAAAAGGAUACUGAAAACCUCACUCUUUACCUUCUUUUCACCGACCCUCACUCUGUGUCUGUCUCUUUCUCUCGCUCUUCCUCUUUACUUUCGUGUGCUAGGAGGAAAUAAUGCACCAACCACUGCUUGUAUUGGGUGGAUAACAGAAAUAAUUGCAGGGAUGGGAGGCUGUUGUUGUUCUUCCAGGAAACCUCAUCUACAUGGAACACCUGUAUACUACUAUUGUCCACCAGCUUUGGAAGAGCAGGAGUCCUUAACAUCUCACAGUGGCGGAGCCUCUGCCUUUACAGGAGGACUCCUGGUUGAUUUUCAUCUGGAAGCAUCAACACCUGACACUUUCCGGCCCCCUCCUGCACCUUUGCCGUAUGAUGUUGUUUUCGGAUGUCCGCCAUCAACAGAUUCAGAGUCUGUUAGAGAAACUAUUAGUGGUGGUAGUUUUGAAACAUUACCCACAUGUGAAGAUCUUGAAGAAUUAGACUGCAAAACUCAAGUUAGUUCUUUGCUUGUCUCACCAAGGAAAUCAGAAGUUGCGAAAUUAAAUGAAUCCAUAGUGGCAGAAGAGGAGGACACCUGCCCCAUUUGUCUUGAAGAAUAUGAUACAGAGAAUCCAAAACUUAUCACAAAAUGUGAACAUCAUUUUCACCUCUCAUGCAUUUUGGAGUGGAAUGAAAGAAGUGACUCCUGCCCCAUAUGUGAUCAGGAAAUGAUAUUCAACCACACCUUUGAUUAGUAGCUCCAAGUCUCUUUGGAUAUAGAAGUUUCUUUGCUGUUUGAAAUGAUAGCUGCAGUUGCAUUUUGUUUAAUGGCUGGUCGGCGAAUAGUGCUGACGGAUCCAUUUUCUCUUAGGUUGUAAUUAUUUUGAAGGUUGAACUGUUUAAAGAUGUCAUUAUUUUGGUGGGUUAGUCCAAAGUAAAGAAACAAAGUUUUGACCCAGCGUGGUGGCAGGUUUCUCCUUCUUUAUUCCCCGUUUCACUGGUUGAGUUGAGGUAGAAGAAUGAUGUGAGCUGCAAUGUUGUUGGGGGUAAAUCAGAUAUACUCCAUUUGCAAAAUACAAAAAUGGUCAGUGUUCCCUUCCAUGUUGUGUUGUCAGUGUUGAUAAAAGUUCUCUUGUAAAGUGUUUUCUUUCUAUUAUUAUUAUUUUUUUUUUUUUU